AUGGCCCUCAACGCCGACCCCGUCUCGACCACGACCACGCCCACCACCUCCACCUCCACCUCCACCUCCACCGACCACGCCGCAUCCAAACGGAAGCGCGAAGAGGGUGGUGUUGCAGACGAUGCCUCGUCCACCACGUCGCGCAACAAACAAUGUCAGACAGAUCUGCUGCAGCUCCUCGAGCCCCAUGACACGACCCCCACCUUCCUCCAACACUCCCUCCGACCCACCAGCGCCCAAUCCGAGCCAUCCCCCAAAAAGGCCCGCCUGUCGCAACCACCUCCGUCCAGCGACGCCUCGACCAUUGCCGCCAAGCUGAGGAAUGCGAGCUAUCCCUCCCUCGACCGACUCGUCGAAGAUGCCAAACGUAUCAGCGACGACCUCAUCUCCGCCAUUCGCAGCAAACCUAAGGAUACCUACAAUGGAGGCAGGCCGUCGGUGGAAGAUUUGAAGCUCAUCCACCGCAUACAGCACUUUGAAGCCAUGCUCAAGGAAUUGGUCGUAGCUGAAGGUCCGCAGAUCAAAAAGGAAGAGCAAGAGGAAGAUGCUGCAUCAAUCGCUUCGAGUCGGAAAGUCGGCACAGUUUUGACCUUGUUCGGCCAUGCUCCCACCCCAAAACAGCUCUUCUCUUCCGUCCAGAAUUCUUCCACAGACCGCAAGGACUCGGCCACCAAGAUGGAACUUCCCGUGGAUGAAAUGGGUCUCCCCAAUGGAAUCACUGCCACCAAGAUUGUCCCCGUCAGCGCGAAGGAGGACAAAAAGGGCCCGACAUUUGAGGACACGUUCCCACCUCCUCACUCUCUGGCCACCCUCAAUCCACCCAAGGCGCACAAGAGAUCGACCACCCGAGACACCACCCUCAAGUGGGAAUUCAAGGAUCCCAUCCAGAGGAAUAGCAGAAAGGGCGGAUACACGGUCCAGGCGGUGACGGUCGGCAAAUGGCUGGGCUAUGGGGGUGUCGAUCCUCUAUCGGACUUGACCCGGGAGAAGCGAAAGCAGCGCGAUCGUGCCCUCAGUGGGGGUGAGAAGCUCGACCCUACGCCCACACAGGCGUCCCUCGAUGAUGCCCUGGCAAAGGAGGAAGCUGCCCUCUUCCGGAGAGCAUAUUCCAGUUAUGMCCCGGCGUGCGACAACAGUAAUGCCGUCGUUCCGGAAAGCGAGAAGAACUCGGUCUGGUGGAGCAAGGUCGGACACAAACGCUUCAUCAACACCUUUGCUCUCGAUCCCGCAUUGCUGGACGAGCAACUGCCCACUCCACCGCCGGAAGUCUCACAUGAGGAGCCCGAACUCAACGAYGCAGAACUGGAGAGGGUCAUUGCGAAUCUGGACGACAUCGAGGGCAUGGAGAUGGAAGUCGAGCCUGUCAAGUCCAAAACAGACGUUGACCAUGUACUGCGCCAGAUCUCAGAGCUUUUGGAAACUCUGGCAUCUCAUCAACGCAUCCGUAAUGCAGCCCUGCCAUCCUCGAUUGCUGUAUCACGGGUACCCAUUAGUCCUGGCCCGGCUGCGUCAAAGAUUGGGAAACCCGACGAGCCAUCAGAAGAGGAGAUUGCCACGUAUGAAAGCCUGCAGCGAGAGAUUGCCUACCUGGUGUUGAAGCUCCCUCCCUAUGCGGUCGCCAAGCUGGAUGGAGAUCAACUUGCAGAUCUGGGAGUCAGCACACUCCUCACCUUCCAAUCAAGGGACAUUAGAGGAUCGUUGGAAGAAGAUCUGGUCACUCGUCAAGCAAAGGCCGCAGCAAGCCAGACUGCACAGAGUCUUGCAAGCCUCUCCAGCCGACCCAGCUCAUCUGCUGGUCAACACUACAGCACAGCAUCACAGCGUGCUCCCGCCAUUGGACAAGCCGCCAACACACGAUACGGCCAGCAGUAUGCCGGUCGACCGUCUGUCCCAACUCCCUCCUUCAACCGCUCGACGAGCAGCCAGCAAAGCUACGGCACCCCAGCAAGUGCCGCACCUCGACCCUCAUAUGGUGGUGCAAACACAUAUACCCGCCCCGGAGCAUCGCAGUCCACGUAUGGCCAGACUAACGGUCAGCAAUACUACCAACAACGACCUCUGCAAACCACCGCCAGUUAUGGAAGUCUCUCACAAUUCCAACAACCCUCUCAGACCCCACAACAACGCCCGCCCGCCUUUCCAUCCCAGCAGCAAUAUCCACCCCGUCCUCAGAGUGCUGCCAACUAUCCCGCUAACGGCGCGACCCAGCAGGGUGUCAACCGGACUAAUUCUCCGGCAGGAUACUCCAGUCCCAUGCUCCCUGCACAACAGCAUCUCGCCGCUGCUCAGGCAAGACAGCAGAAUCUAUACCCUGGCCAGCAAGCUCAGUCCACUUCUGGUCGUGGCACUCCUGUCAACAACUAUCCCUCACAGCCCAAUACGCCCGUCAACGGCUUUCAACAGCGAAGCGUCGCACCCCGACCAUCCAGCUCCACACCACAGCCUCCACAAUCUACUGCUCCUGUGAGCAAUGGGACUUUGGACAAUCUUUCCAAUCCAGAUAUACCAGCGACAACAGCGGGCAUGAAUGGCGGUGCGGAGUGGUGCCCUUAUUGCGAAGAGUAUUUGACGGCCAGGGAGAGUUUGGCGACGCAUCGAUGUCAGGAUCUGCGGUGUCGCAAAUGCAACAAACAUUAUGUUUAUCGAGAAGUGUUCAAGAAGCAUGUGGAUGGUUGUGUGGGGUAG
Molecule: messenger RNA, 2685 nt
Organism: Ramularia collo-cygni
Lineage: Eukaryota; Fungi; Ascomycota; Dothideomycetes; Mycosphaerellales; Mycosphaerellaceae
Exons: 3
Coding region: 1-2685 (894 amino acids)
Source: RefSeq, a predicted model, not a curated record